Eucalyptus grandis is the source of this 2103-nucleotide messenger RNA. RefSeq lists its product as uncharacterized. The record is from RefSeq and is a predicted model, not a curated record. Gene Ontology annotation, biological process: regulation of DNA-templated transcription; chloroplast organization. Gene Ontology annotation, cellular component: chloroplast. NCBI's taxonomy places the organism in Eukaryota, Viridiplantae, Streptophyta, Magnoliopsida, Myrtales, Myrtaceae. The transcript has 2 exons. Gene Ontology annotation, molecular function: double-stranded DNA binding. The coding region runs from base 72 to 1214 and encodes 380 amino acids.
CGAAACAGCAAAAUCGUCCUCUUCCUCGUCCUCGUCCUCGUCCCCGCCGUCGGUCGCCGGCUUCAAGCCCCAUGCUCGGCCUCGCUCGCAGAGCCCUCCUUCGUCUCGGGGCUUCUUCCCUUCCUCCUCAGCAAGCUCGAGCCCUCCGCCUGCUGCUCAGACCGGCCUCGACCUCCUCCAAGAAGGCGCACUCCUUCACGGUCUCCUACCUCGUCGGCUCCUGCGGGCUGUCCCCGGAAUCCGCCCUCGCCGCCGCCAAGGCCGUCCAGUUCGCGGCCCCGUCGCGGCCGGAUUCCGUCCUUGAGGUCUUCCGGAACCGAGGCCUGUCGCCGACCCAAGUCUCGUCCGUCGUCAGGAGGUACCCCAGGAUGCUCAUCUCGAGGCCCGACAACCUCUCCGCGAAGCUCGAGUUCUUGUGCUCCCGAGGCAUCUCGGGUCGAGACCUGGUCAGGCUCGUGGUCGCGGUCCCGGGGGUCCUGACCAGGAGCUUGGGCUGUCAUUUGAUGCCCACUUUCGAGUACCUGAGCGGGCUGCUGCAGUCCGAGGCGAAGGCCGUGAGGUCCAUCAAGAGGAGCCCGAGGAUUCUGUAUCACGACCCGAAAGUGCUGCUGGUUCCCAGCAUUGGGAUUCUACGGGAUUGCGGAGUGCCCGAAGCGAAGAUUAGGUGGUCGGUCCUGUCCCUGCCGGGCGCCUUCUCCUUGAGGUCGAACGUGAGGUUCGAGGACGCGGUGAGUCGGGUGAAGGCGAUGGGUUUCGAUCCUCUGCGGACGAAUUUCCUCCUGGCUUUGCAGGUGGUCCGGGGGAUGAACGAGUCGACGUGGAGGAGGAAGGUCGACGCUUUCGGCAAUUGGGGUUGGUCCGAGGAGGACGUUGUCUUGGCUUUUAAGAGAAAUCCGGGGUGUAUGACGAUGUCGGAGAGUAAAAUCGCGGCGGUGAUGGACGUCUUCGUGAACGAGAUGGGGCUCGACCCUUUAUAUAUGGCGCGGCGUCCGACGAUGAUGAUGUUGAGCUUGCAGAAGCGAAUCGUUCCUCGGUGUUGGGUGUUUCGUGUUCUGCUGUCCAAAGGUUUGAUCAGGACAACGCGUAGCUUGAAUGGAUUCCUUGGUGUUCCUGAGAAGUUGUUCCUGGAGAAGAUUGUGACUGCUAAUUUGGGGCGAGCACCUGAGUUGUUGGAUCUGUAUAAUGAGAAGAUGGGUCUCACGUAUGCGUCCUAGUUCUACGAUCCUAACUACGAGUACUUUGUGAAACCAGAUGAUUCCGAUGAUCAUGAAUCCGAUGGAAAGGAGGCCAGAAGUUUUUUCAACUUGAAUUUGCAUGAUGCAAGUGUGCUGGAUGCUACGGACUGGAGGAGAAAAUGGUGGAAAUGCCCCAACUGAUUCACAUUCAUCUAUCUUGCCAGAACUGUAGGGAAUGUUUCCUCUUUUCCAUUGUUAAGCUGCCAGAACUUGCAUUGUAGAAAGUGUCUGAAUUAUCUGCUGAGCAGUUGAUAGAAGGAUCACCUGGAUUCUUUGGAGCUUUCAGACUAUAUUAGUACUGGCUGGCACUGCUAAGCACGUCCUGUUUUGUGAUUGCGUCUCUUGAAGAUCGAAUCAUGUUAGCUGCUGCAGAGUCAGAAAGACACUUGAGGUGGCGGGUUUCUUGAUCUUCUCAACCGAAAGCUUCCUCAAGUGGGACUUCAUUUGCUAUGGUUCAAUCCUUAUAUCUCAAACUCCUGUCAAAACACAGAUGUGUUUGAUGAUGCGAUGGACCGAUCGGUGUUACCAGCAUUAAUGCUUUUGGAUGUGCGCUUGUCUUUGUGGGAGAUGCUAAAAGAGGAGAAGCGCUGUGCUGUAAGUUGCCAACUGAUUUGUCCAUCUUGCGACGGACCUGAUUUUCCUGGCCAUCGUUCAAGCUUGUGCAGAUAAUGUUGGUUCAUUGGCUUCUCAACCAUGUACCUUCGAAUAUUUUCCUUUUCUAUGGCUCGCCAAGGCUAUUAGAAAUUAAAAGGUGGUAUUUUGACAAAGCUUAUAAGAAUGAAUUGAAACUGAAAAUCGAGUUUUAGUUUUUCUUGCUGGAGUUGGGAUGAGGCGGCAUGAAUUGAGACGAUGGUCGUUGCGGCUGCUA